UAUAUGCAUGCUUGUACGUUGUUGGUAAGAAAUCGGCUAACUACAUGAAGAUCAUAUAAUAAUAACCAUUACAUAAAAAGUCAGCAAUCAUCACAUAUACAGAUAAUUCGUCAAAACCUUAUAUUAUACGUACAAAUUAAUAUACUCUAAAAAACAUGUAUAAUAAAUACUUUCACAAACACGUACCUUUUGCUUAAUAAUCUUGAGCAAUAAUAAUUGAGAGAAUUAAUUGCACAUACCAUACUUCCUUAGCUUUGUUCUUCAACUCUAACCCUUUUGCACUUCCAUCGAGUAAGGAGAAUUUUGUUUGCAAGAAACCAAUCACAUGCGCACAUGCAUGGGAGGAGGUUGUGGCCUUUAUAUUAAACAUCUUCGAUACUAUCAUAAUCAUCGUUACUACUACAACUACAUUGUUCACUUGUUUGAAAAUAUUGUACUCUUCUUCAUUUUAUCCACACUUAUGGCUUCCUCCUCGUCUUCGGCUGCUCCCACGGACCCGUCCGUGGCGGUCCUUAUUAGAGUCGAUCAAUCCGGUCACGGUGACUAUAAGAAGAUACAAGAUGCAAUUGAUGCUGUGCCUUCUAAUAAUACUGAGUUUGUUUAUAUUUGGGUUAAGCCCGGAAAUUAUAGUGAAAAGAUUGUUGUGCCAGCUGAUAAGCCCUACAUAACUCUAAGUGGAAAGCAAGCAAAGGACACCAUAAUAACUUGGGCUGAUGGUGAUCACAUUUAUGAUUCCCCUACUGUCUCUGUCUUGGCUUCUAAUUUUGUGGGGCGAUACCUUACAUUCGAGAAUACGUAUGGGGCAAGAGGGAAGGGGGUUGCUUUGAGAGUGGCAGGGGAUAAGGCAGCUUUCUAUGGCUGUAGGAUGAUUUCAUACCAGGAUACUCUCCUUGAUGAUGUUGGAAGACACUAUUACAAAAAUUGUUACAUUGAAGGAGCCACUGAUUUCAUUUGUGGUAACGCUGCUUCUCUCUUUGAGAAAUGUCAUAUACAUUCGGUGCUAACAGCCGAAAACGGAGCUAUUACUGCCCAAAGGAGGGAGACACCGUGGGAGAAUACUGGUUAUAUCUUCCUGGGAUGCAAAAUCACCGGCAAAGGGGUUGGAACAGCUGACCUUGGAAGGCCAUGGGGAGCACAUUCGAGGGUUAUUUAUACACUAAGUUACUUAUCUAAUGUAGUUUCGCCUGAAGGAUGGAAUAACUGGAAUGAUCCCAAAAAGGAGAGUAAUGUGGUGUAUGGAGAAUACAAAUGCUAUGGACCAGGGUCUAAUAGAGCAAUGAGGGUUUCAUGGUCGAAGAGUCUCACUAACAAUGAAGCUGCACCAUUCCUAAGCAAGGACAUGAUUGGUGGAAGAGCCUGGAUUAGACCUGCACCAACCAAGUUUAAGAAAGGCUUUUCUGCUCAUUCUAUGAAGCACCAUUCAAAUAGAAAUUAAUUAAUUAGGUCGCAUUUUAAUAUGGAGUAUAUACUAAGUAUAUCUUAUUAAUUUUUAUUGUAUAUAUAUACGAUGUAAUAUAAUAUCAUUGUUUAUCUAUGUUG
Messenger RNA from Chenopodium quinoa (quinoa), 1539 nucleotides. Its product is annotated as putative pectinesterase 11. The coding region runs from base 326 to 1435 and encodes 369 amino acids. The transcript is spliced from 5 exons. The record is from RefSeq and is a predicted model, not a curated record. Gene Ontology annotation, biological process: cell wall modification. Lineage: Eukaryota; Viridiplantae; Streptophyta; Magnoliopsida; Caryophyllales; Amaranthaceae. Gene Ontology annotation, molecular function: pectinesterase activity.